CACCCAGUACUUCAUCACGAACCACAUCUGACGCCUUUUGCGGCCCCAACAACCCCAAAUCUUCACAGUCUUCGUCGCAGAUUGUCGCAAAAAUGACUACUUUCGAACCCUCACUUAGCAGCUCGAUGCGCGCUUCUCACGACGUCCCAUCGAUGGCAGACCAGCUGCCCGGCAUCAACUUCGGCUUCGACGACCUGCGCAGCCGCAUGAACCAGUUCACAUCACGAUUCGAUGCUUUCAUUGAGAAUGGGCGAAGGAGGGUAUUGGAGGAGAGGAACCAGUUCCGCAUGAAUGUUGCAGAGCUGCAUGAGGACCAACGCAUGAAGAAGCGCGAUAUCGAGAUUCUCGACCUCAAGCAAACCCAACACGGCCAAAACCUCGCCAAAGAGUCGCAAGAGAAGGCCGAGAUGCAGGAAGCGAUUAGCAGCCUUACACAACAGCGCGACGAGCGCUUGACUCACCGCGACACCCUCCGCUCUCAGAUCAGCGAAAUCCAGAAGACCAUCUCUGCGCGCAGAGACGCACAACUCAAACACCGCCGCUACCUCGACGGUCAAUCGCGCUACAACGAGCCAGAACUGGACUUCUGGGAGAAUUAUCUCGGCUUGAGGAUAGAGGGUCUGGGGAAGGACGACAGGCUAAAGUUCGUGUACACAAACGUUGAUGAGCGCGAAUGGGAUCGAGAAGCCUGGUUCGAGCUUGAUACGUCAGAGCGCGAUUACAGAGUGCUAGAGAUCAGGCCAAAGGCUGAACGAGAGGAGGUGGAUCGGGUAGUCGAGGGUUUGAACGAGACACGUGACCUGGCUGGAUUCCUCAAAGGCAUGCGAGAGCUCUUCGUAGAGGCGUGCAAAUAGGCAGAUGAUGACGACUUGGAUAUAAUGCGGCGUUGGGACCUC
Messenger RNA from Boeremia exigua, 896 nucleotides. RefSeq names its product chromosome segregation protein Spc25-domain-containing protein. The transcript is spliced from 2 exons. The record is from RefSeq and is a predicted model, not a curated record. The coding region runs from base 93 to 854 and encodes 253 amino acids. Lineage: Eukaryota; Fungi; Ascomycota; Dothideomycetes; Pleosporales; Didymellaceae. Gene Ontology annotation, biological process: chromosome segregation. Gene Ontology annotation, cellular component: Ndc80 complex.